Messenger RNA from Mya arenaria, 2868 nucleotides. Its product is annotated as major royal jelly protein 3-like. The transcript has 4 exons. The record is from RefSeq and is a predicted model, not a curated record. NCBI's taxonomy places the organism in Eukaryota, Metazoa, Mollusca, Bivalvia, Myida, Myidae. The coding region runs from base 621 to 1934 and encodes 437 amino acids.
AGUCUUUUAAACGAGAUACUCACACUUGGGGAUGUGACGGGGUCAAGCCAUAAUACAGCAACUAUAAGGCACGGGCAGACCUUUAUAAACUCAACAACAACAACAACAACAACAACAUCUGAAAGGCCAUAUGAGUGUUCUCGUUUAUCUGGAGUCCCAUCUAGCUCCACUGAAACAACAACAAGAAAAAAGAAACCAUGUUUUGAAUAAGUGUUUAUGAUUUAGCUCAUCGUCAUUCAUAUGAACCAAACAAAUAAAAACAACAACCACGCUAAAACACGUAUGUCGGUGGACGUUCAACGGAAAUCUGCUUUUAGCCCGAACCACGGCAGGAUGGGAUGACAAAGGCAAAGAAUGAGAGAAACCUCUUUCUUAAAAGAAGAUUAAAUGAAGCGUGAACCUGUUACUAGUAUUUCCGUCGUACGAAGUGUCAACGAAUCAUUCUUUUGUAACCGUCUGAUUUAUUGCAUCGGCAGACAGAAAAAUAAACAUCGGUCAAGUGUUUACUGAUUUGUAACGAUACCCAGCGGUUUAUAAUCCUUCUUUAUAAAGUGCGUUGUAUCUGGGGAUUUUUCAAGCAUAAUUCUUUUCGUACUUGUGUCCUAGUUCGUGUUUGUAAAAUGGGACAAUUUACAGUAUGCGUUGUACUAUUUUGCGUAUGUGCGUUACAGGGCGUACACUCGGACGAACAUGGGGCAAAAGUUGUUUACCAGUGGAAUAUUGUGGAGUAUGAAUGGCCGAAUAAUACUAUAAAGGACCAAAAAAUCGCGAGUGGUGCUUACCAGCCUCGGAAUAGUGCAAUAAAUGGAAUCAAACUGUACAAGAAUGACAUUUACGUUACGGUACCACGUCUGAUGCCUGGCGUCCCUUCAACAUUAAACGUCGUAGUGAAGAAUGAAUCAGAUUUUCCUAUAUUGAGGCCCUUCCCCAGCUGGGAGAUGCAGGAGCUUGAAAAUUGUGAGGCCCUUCAGAGGGUACAGAGUAUGGAGAUUGACCCCCAUAUGGGCCACAUGUGGAUUAUAGAUACAGGUUACCGUGCGAACAUGAGCGACAUCGCCAUCAAUCCACUGGGCAAGUGUCCCCCUAAACUGAUCAUCUAUGACCUCAACAAACGUCAGGAGGUACACAGAUACAUUUUCCCACCAACGGUGGCAGGAACUGGCCUCUUCUACCUUAACGACAUCGUCCUAGGCUUUGCUGACGGUAAAGCGCGCUAUGCGUUCAUCUCCGAUACGUUAGCGUACAAAUUGGUAGUGUACGACUACGUUGAGAAUACGUCAUACGCCUACUCGCACCCAACCAUGGUCGCCGAUAGACAAUACAUGAACAUAACGAUUGGAAACGAUACUAUUACUGCUAUAACGGGGAUAAAUGGGAUUGCCAUGUCUCCAGAUUUCAAGUACGUAUAUUACAGUUCUGUAGCCGGUGUGGGACUACACCAAAUAAAGACGUCAGUCAUCGUCAACGCCAAAGGAGACAAUGCCGCUUUUGCCGCCAACGUAAGAACGCUCGGAGAAAAAGUAGCGCCAGGGGACGGACUAGCUUACGGUAGUAACCACAAUUUGUAUUACUCUGCGCUCGGGCCUAACGCAAUCUUCAAAUGGGAGGUAGGAAAAGACGCGGGGUCAGAGCGGGAUUUUGACAAUGUUAAGCUUACAAGUCACAGCGAGCUUGUGUCCGAUUCCAGAAUGCAGUGGGUGGACACCAUGUCAAUUGACGAGCAGGGAUACCUGUGGUACACGACGAGCCGUCUGAAUAAAUUAUUCAGCGAAGCAGGCGUACAGCACACUGAGCCGAACUUCUUCAUUUGGAAGAUCUAUGUUGGUGAACGGAACUACAUGUAUGAUCGCCAUGGGGCUACGCAAGGGGCUGCAGGGACGGUUAUGUCCCUAACAUCGAUGUUGAUCUGCGUAUGCAUGGCAUAUUUUCUGUAAAAAAUCUAUUAAAUGAACCAGACACAGUCCGGAUGUGUUGUAAAUAGUUCGAAGAAUUCGUGAUUGGAGAAUAAAUGAAAAUAUUUUAUUGUUUUACAAUUUACGCAAGCCUUUAUAUAUAUAUAUAUAUAAUGUAUAUAAUGUUCGUACAUGUAUAAUGGAAUUCAUAUCCGGUAUUUUAUCAGGACUCAAAUUACCAUGUAUGUGUGUGCGUGCGUUUGUGUCCGUGAUUUUGUUUGUCUGCGUGUCCUUGUCUGUGUGUUUUUUUCUGUGCGUGUUUUGUUGUAUGCGGGGUCGUUACAGCACACGCCAACAUAUUUAAUUAAAAAAAAACAUAUCUGUAACUCUUGUUUAAGAGUUAACUUUGGUAAAUAACGUUUGUCUAUUUUUGAGAAAAGUUUUCAAUCUUUAAAAUCCUAUAUAUAUGUGCAGCUUUAUUUACUUUUUAAGAUGUCCAUACUAGUAAGAAAUUGCUUCAAAACGAAUGUUUUAAUAAAGAGUUUGUGAAAUCAUAAUAUCAGUAUGUCUGAAUUAUCAAUUGUACUUGUUUUAAACGUUAGAGAGUUGUUUUUACAUAUAUAUGCGUUUCCUUUAAAAAUCACAUAAUAAAUCAUACUGUAUUGGUCAAGAAUGUCAACAUAUAGUUCAAAACAGCAGUACAAUAGUUGACCGAGUUUGGAGGUAGGGAGGGAGUUAUUUUCUUUUAAAACGUAAAUAGAUGAUGCAAUAUUUACGGAUAUUUGAUACCUAUGACCGUUUUAAUAGUCGGUCUUCAGUUUAAGUACAAAAGCUGAUCUUAUUUGUAAAACAUAAAGCGUGACUCUCUCAACUGAGACCACAGUGUACAAUGACUUUUGUAUUUCGUUUCGUGUUGUCUUUGAAAUUGUAUAUAUAUCGUUCCAUAUCGUAUUCAAAAUAAAUAGCUUACAUAUCA